Molecule: messenger RNA, 1915 nt
Organism: Pollicipes pollicipes
Lineage: Eukaryota; Metazoa; Arthropoda; Thecostraca; Pollicipedomorpha; Pollicipedidae
Product: pyrokinin-1 receptor
Exons: 8
Coding region: 611-1915 (434 amino acids)
Biological process (GO): neuropeptide signaling pathway
Cellular component (GO): plasma membrane
Molecular function (GO): neuropeptide receptor activity
Source: RefSeq, a predicted model, not a curated record
UCUCUGGACGUCGUCACCCUCGUCUUCAGCAGCGCCAGCGGGUGGAUCUGGAGCCGCGGCCGUAGGGAAACCAGCGUGAGAACAGGGACCGGAAGGGAGAAGCACCAAGUCUCUCAGGAGGGUCAACAAGAGGCCAGAAAAGCUGGCAGAAGAGGCACGGGCACCUGUAGGCGAAUCGGGGGAACCAGCAUCAUCAUCAGCACCGACAGCAGUGCCGCCGUGUUGAGUCAAAGCGCCGGCGACGGUACAGGACGGAAGCACUUCCCCAGUGCUGGUGGCGUUGGUGAUCUCAACGCCACGGAAAACGCGUCCUAGAAUCUCCCGAGUCUCCUCCGGACUUUUCUGUUUUGUGUGCGACACAUAUGUGACUACAUUGAUUUUCUGAGGCUUAUCAGCCAGUUUGCAGCUGAUGCCAGAGCUUCCAACUUCUUCUCCCGAGCGCGUUUUCUGUUUGCGACAAGCAGGGCAGCCUUUUUUCUUUAAUACGUAGUUCUCGACCGCUACCAGUACACGCUCCCCACCGCAGCCACCAGACGGGACUGAGGUGGCCACGGUUGGAGCUGCGUGUGGCAAUCCAAGCUCCCGAAUCCAAGAUCUGCAAGAAACGGCGAUGUCCCCCAUAAACGGCAGUGCGCCGACGGGCGCGGCACUCUUCCUCGAUUCAUCCGGCGUUAGCCUGAACUCCAACGCCAGCAACGACUUCAACAACACCUACGGCAACGCCACCGCGUUUCAGGCAGAGUCGGUCGGGCCGAUGCACACGGUCAUUCCGAUGACCGUACUCUACGUAGUGACGUUUCUGCUGAGCGCCGUCGGCAACACGGUCACGUGCGUGGUCAUCGUGUACAACCGCUACAUGCACACAGCCACCAACUACUACCUCUUCAGCAUGUCCGUGUCGGACCUGCUGCUGCUGCUGACGGGCCUGCCGUUCGAGCUGUACUCGUUCUGGGUGCCGAGCCACCCGUACGUAUUCGGCGAGCCGUUCUGCGUCGGUCGCGGUCUGAGCGCCGAGACGUCCACCAACGCCUCCAUCCUCACCAUCGUCUUCUUUACGGUGGAGCGCUACCUGGCCAUCUGCCACCCGCUGCUGCAGCAGACGAUGUCGAGCCUCCCGCGCACCGUGCGUAACAUCGCCCUCAUCUGGGUCCUGUCGCUGCUCUGCGCAUGCUUCCCCGCCGCGAAGUUCGGCAUCAAGUACCACCGCGACGAACUCGAUCAGAUCAUCGAGGGGACGGACGAGUGUAACGUGGUGCGCCACCUCUUCCCGCACGUCUUCGCGGUGCUGUUCAUCAUCUUCUUUGUGGUGCCGAUGCUGCUGAUCACGGUGCUGUACGUGCAGAUCGGUCUGCGGCUGCGCCGGUCCGGCAGAGCGCGCGGUCUCACCCGUAGCAGCGUGCACCGAGGCGGCUCGGGACGCGGCGGAGCCGGCGGCACGGCCGCUCGUAAGGCCGUCGUCAAGAUGCUCGUGGCCGUGGUGGUUGCGUUCUUCAUUUGCUGGGCGCCUUUCCACGCCCAGAGGCUGAUGAUUAUUUACCCGUCGAAUCUGGACGGUCUGCAGGAUCACGCCUGGUGCUACGUCACAUAUGUCUCUGGCAUACUGUACUUCGUCAGCACCUGCGUGAACCCCAUUCUCUACCACAUGAUGAGCGCCAAGUUCCGCCAGGCUGUCCGGGACACUUUCGGGAAGACCUGCCACAAGGUGUGCUGCAGAACAGAGGCGCCCCUAGCGGCGGAGGGCGAUGCCAGGCUGCCAGCGCACGUGCAGGAGAUCAGCCAGGAGAACAUCAAGAAUCGGAUCAAUGAGGUCAUCACCGAGAUCGAGCGCGAGGUGGAGCGUGAGGAGCGGGAGGACUGUGAGGACGCGGAGGAGGACAAGGCUGAGCGGCCGCCGUACACAACCUCCACCUUUUAG